Anoplophora glabripennis (Asian longhorned beetle) is the source of this 576-nucleotide messenger RNA. RefSeq names its product ATP-dependent DNA helicase PIF1-like. The transcript has a single exon. Bases 1 to 576 code for a protein of 191 amino acids. The record is from RefSeq and is a predicted model, not a curated record. NCBI's taxonomy places the organism in Eukaryota, Metazoa, Arthropoda, Insecta, Coleoptera, Cerambycidae.
AUGGAUCCAACAGUGGCCAUAAGAAGGGCCAUUUUAGUUCCAACAAAUAAUAUUAGCCAUUCCAUUAAUAAAAGAGUUUUGCAAACAUUAGAGGGCCCGAGCAAAACUUACUGUAGCGCUGACUGUGUCGAUACAACGGAUGACCCGGCAGCCGAAAUGGUGAAUUACACUAUCGAAUUUCUAAAUUCAUUAACUCCCAGUAGCAGUGGACUUCCGCCACACAAAUUGGUCCUAAAAGAAGGCGCCGUAAUAAUUCUUUUGCGCAAUUUAAACCUAAAAACAGGUUUGUGCAAUGGUACUAGAUUAAUUGUUCGUUUAUUGGGGAACCAGUACAUAGACGCUGAAAAAACCGACAGUAGUGGCAGACCUACUGGAGAACGAGUUUUUAUUCCCCGUAUAGACCUCAAAACAGGAGGUGACACGUUACCACUUAAAUUAAAAAGAAGGCAAUUUCCCGUUCAGUUAGCUUAUACCAUGACAAUUCAUAAAUCGCAGGGACAGACCUUCAACCGAAUGGGUAUCUAUCUGGAGGAACCCGUAUUUACUCACGGACAACUCUAUGUAGCUUUUUCGUGA